Venturia canescens is the source of this 543-nucleotide messenger RNA. RefSeq names its product galectin-5-like. Lineage: Eukaryota; Metazoa; Arthropoda; Insecta; Hymenoptera; Ichneumonidae. Gene Ontology annotation, molecular function: carbohydrate binding; galactoside binding. The transcript has a single exon. The coding region runs from base 1 to 543 and encodes 180 amino acids. The record is from RefSeq and is a predicted model, not a curated record.
AUGAAGCGAAUCUUGGGACUGCUGUUGUCGGCGUGCCUAGCGACCCUGACGCCGCUCGUCAGCUCAGAAAAUUUGGCACCGCAAUACCCCGUCGGGACCAUCGCCCUGUGGAAAAUACCGGGGGCGUUGUACAAUGGGCGGAAAAUCGUGGUUCGCGCGACCUCCUCGACGGACUCGGACGAAGUUGCUGUCAACCUUCAAACCGGUACGAGCACAUACGGCACCGACGAUGUCGCCAUCCACGUAAAAGCCUCGUUCAAUGCAAACGUGAUAGUGCGAGCCACGUACUUGGCAGGUCGUGGAUGGUUGACCGAAGAAACUGACGGAGGACUCCCCUUCCGACGAGGCGACGAAUUCGAACUGGAAGUUUUAUGUGCGGGGGAUAGAUUCACGAUAUCCAUUAACGGAAGCCCCUUUUGCUCGUACAAUUAUCGCUUUCCGAUCACUCGCAUAACGCACUUGUCGGUUACCGCGGGCCUCGCUGUCAAAAAUGUUCAGUUCGAUGACGAUUUGUAUUACGCAAUCGUGAAGAAAGUUUAUUGA